Messenger RNA from Amphibalanus amphitrite, 2496 nucleotides. RefSeq lists its product as uncharacterized. The record is from RefSeq and is a predicted model, not a curated record. The coding region runs from base 275 to 2011 and encodes 578 amino acids. Lineage: Eukaryota; Metazoa; Arthropoda; Thecostraca; Balanomorpha; Balanidae. The transcript has 5 exons. Gene Ontology annotation, molecular function: serine-type endopeptidase activity. Gene Ontology annotation, biological process: proteolysis.
AGCGCGGCGGCGGCUCAGCGCAUAAUCGGAGCCGCAGGGCACGUGGCAGACUGACAGAGCCUACUUAGGGGCGCGCCGCGGCGGCUCGCGUCCAGUGGCUCCGCGGCGCGGGCGGCGCGGACGGUGGCACCUCGCGUGCGCUGCCGGUCAUCGCUUGUCGUGCUCUUUUAGUCGAUGUAGACGACGAAUAAGACACACCACUCAAGAAGGCGACGACAGAGAUCGGACUGUGCGUGUGCCUAGCGAUCUGGCCAAGGUUCCGCCGGUGACGACGAUGUUGUUUUCCGCCCUGACGGUGACCGUCCUGGCGGCGCUGAUGACGGUCCCAGGACAGGUGGAGGCCCAACGGGGGAGAACUCAAGAAUGUGUGACGCCGACCGGGUUCCUGGGAUCGUGUCGUUACGGCCGGUGUCCAUCCGACGGCGGACCGUCGCCCGUCUGUGCGCGCGGCUACAGCUGCUGCGUCCAGGUCACCCGAAGUCGGCCCCGGGGCACCAACCGGCGCCAGGGGGUGGGCCCGACCAGCUUCGGACGAAAAACGCUGCUCAACCCGCAGUUCGAGUGCGGCGGCGAGCCGGCUCCGGAGCCGAUGCGCGACCCUUCUGCCAUCGUGUUUCCGCGCACCAAGAGACAGGCUCCUAAGCCGGGCGCGCCCACCCCCGCACCGGGCUCGGGCGCGCUCUUCGUAGCCGGGGGAGCUCCCGAGCCGAGCACUAAUGCUGUCGGAGUGGGUGUGAUCAGUCCUCAGAAGCCGAAGCGUCCAAAGCCGUCCAUUGGGGAUGUCCUAUCACGGAUUCGCAAGCCACCGGCAAGUUCUGCGCCAAUCCCCCAUCCGCCUCGCUCUUCUUCCAGCUCCUCCAGCCGAAGAAGCCGACCGAGUCUGUUCUCCAGACCUAGACGACCGAACAAUCCGAGACGAGGUCGAUUCCAGGGGUUCUUCGGCCCUCCCAGGCGGAGCUUCAUCAAGCGUCGGGGUUACGGGCGUCCCAACUACCGCCGGCCACGCCAAAACUACUACCGCCGGCCCAAGCGGUACCACGGUCCUUCGAGAAACUACUGCCCGGUCCGCGGCUACCACAACCACCACCCGCGGCGAAGCUACAGCCGGCCUCGGCGCGGGUUCUUCGGCCACCUUCUGUCCGCGUUCACCCCGUCCCGCCGGCGCUACAAGCGCUCCCCGCAGACCGCCGAGGAGGCUCAGGCCUUCGAGUCUGUCUGGCAGGAGUAUCAGGAGCGCGUGCGUGCUGGUGACGCGCCCGCCGGUUACACCCGUCAAGAAAUCCUCGAGGCGUUCCGGGCGGCGUCGGCGGAGGCGGCUCUGAACCCCGACCCGGCCCCGGGUACGUCCGGGUGGACGUGCGGCGCCGUGCUCAUCUCUGAACGCUUCAUGCUGACGGCGGCACACUGCCUGCUUGGCGGGAGGCCGCAGGUCGUCCGUCUCGGUGACCUGAACCUGACCUCGACCGGCGACGGCGCGCCGCAGGAGUACCGUGUGGUAGAGGUGAUCUCCCACCCCGAGUACCGUCACCCGCACGUGUAUCACGACCUGGCGCUGCUGCGACUGGACCGUACCGUGCAGUUCAGCGAGUUUGUCAGGCCGUUCUGUCUGUUUGACGGACGCAGCAGUCUGGUGGACAAGGUGUCGCACGUCUCCGGCUGGGGCGCCACUGAGUUCGGCGGUGGUCAGAGCGACGUCCUGAUGGGCGGCAACGUCACCAUCUGGUCCCAGUCCCGGUGUGCCGAGGUCUACGAGCGCCAGCUCACUUUCAAACGCCAGCUGCCCGACGGUAUCACGCCCGCGCUGCUGUGUGCGGGUGGCGAGGAGCAGGACGCGUGCCAGGGCGACUCGGGAGGCCCAAUGACCGUUCUGACCGAACGCGGUACGAGACUGGUCGGUAUUGUGUCAGCUGGUAUUGGAUGCGCGGCGCCCGGCAUACCGGGCCUGUAUGCCAAUGUGGCUCACCAUCUGGAUUGGAUUGAUGGAGUGGUGUACGGAGGGCAAGGGGUGUAGGGGGAGGGGACGGAUGACCGACCGCAUGGGCAUUAAGGUCAGGAUGUGAUAGCGGGUUGGCUUUACGAUCGCACGGGCAUUACAGUGCGGGACUUACAUGGUCGCUGAUUAGCUUGAAGCAUUCACAGUUACAUGUGAAAGGGCUACGAUAGCGAGAGGGAAUGCUGAUUUAUGAUGGCUUUGUAAAACAGCAUAUUCGCAGAUGAGACCAACCAUUGCUUGUUGGUAGGUAGGUAACUAGGUAAGUACAACUAGAACAGCGCACAUUUAAAGCCAGAUACAGCAGUUGUUUUAGCCAUGCAACAUUAUACAAGCUUGACUGAGCAGUGGACCAUGUGUGAAACUAAAACGGCCACGGGCAUUCCGAUUUUUAAAGCUUCAUCAUUAGUUGAAUACGCUCAAUUUUAGGAGACGCUGUUAUCUGUAACUAGGCAUUAUAUUGUCAACUCAUGUUGGAUGUUAACAAAUACAUUACGUGUUACAAA